Molecule: messenger RNA, 3759 nt
Organism: Cynara cardunculus var. scolymus (artichoke)
Lineage: Eukaryota; Viridiplantae; Streptophyta; Magnoliopsida; Asterales; Asteraceae
Product: formin-like protein 13
Exons: 17
Coding region: 1-3759 (1252 amino acids)
Source: RefSeq, a predicted model, not a curated record
AUGGCAUUGUUCAGGAAAUUGUUCUACAAGAAGCCACCCGAUGGACUUCUCGAGAUUUCUGAAAAAGUCUAUGUCUUUGACUGCUGUUUCACUACUGAUGCUUGGGAUCAAGAAAGUUAUAAAGGUUAUGUGGGAAACAUAGUAAGUCAGCUUAAAGAUCAUUAUCCUGAUGCUUCAAUCCUGAUUUUUAAUUUUCGCAAGGGAGAUAUACCAAGCCAGCUUGCCUCUGCUUUGUCAAAUUAUGAUAUGACCAUAGUGGAAUAUCCUCUGCUUUAUGAAGGUUGUCCAUUGCUAUCCAUGGAGGUGAUCCACCAUUGUCUCAGAUCAUGUGAAAGUUGGCUUUCACUUGGGCUGCAAAACGUUCUUCUAAUGCAUUGUGAGCGUGGUGGUUGGCCGGUUUUGGCUUUCAUGUUGGCUGCACUCUUGAUCUACAGAAAAUAUUACACAGGGGAAUCGAAGACCCUGGACAUGGUUUAUAAGCAGGCUCCAAGUGAGCUGCUACACUUGUUUUCUCCAUUGAAUCCUCUACCUUCGCAACUGAGAUACUUACAAUAUGUAUCAAGGAGGAAUGUGGCUACAGAAUGGCCUCCGUUGGAUAGGGCACUCAGUUUGGACUGUGUGAUAAUGCGAAUGAUUCCUGACAUCGAUGGAAAUGGUGGUUGCUGUCCUAUAUUCAGGAUUUUUGGACAAGAUCCUUACAUGCCUGGCGAUAAAACCACCAAACUUUUGUUCUCAACCCCAAAGACGAGCAAGAAUGUUCGACAUUACAAACAGGCAGAAUGCGAACUGGUUAUAAUUGAUAUAGAUUGCCAUAUUCAAGGUGACAUUGUGCUGGAGUGUAUGAGCUUACAUGAUGACUUGGAGCAUGAAAAUAUGAUGUAUCGUGCUAUGUUCAACACAUCAUUUAUCAGGUCAAACAUUUUAAUCCUUAAUCGCGAUGAAAUUGACGUACUUUGGGAUGCUAAGGAUCAAUAUCCCAUGGACUUCAAGGCUGAGUUUCUUUUCUCCGAAAUGGAUGCUGCAGCUUCUGUAGUCCCAGAAUAUUCAUUUUGUUUUGAGGAGGAGGGUCUGCCUAUAGAAGCAUUUGCUAAAGUUCAAGAGAUGUUUAGCAGUGUGGAUUGGCUAGUUCCUAGAAGUGAUGCUACAUUCAAUGUGCUCCACCAGAUUGCUGCAUCAGACCAUGAGCAGAUGGAGACUAGUUCUCAUCAGGGUGUUGAAGGUAGCAACUUAUUUCAUGUGAUGACUCCUAGAAUGUAUCAGGAUAAAGAAAGUAUUGGAUCAUUGGAAAAUGAUCCAAACAGCUCCGUUUACUUGGCUAAGGAAAAGUCCUCUAGUGAUUCGCCAAGUUUACCAUCUCCUCAAACUUAUCCUUCAAAGAAUCUAGUUACUGCUGAUGUCGAGGUUAGAACUCUUCCACCCCAAUUGCCUUCUCCGACAAGUACUCCAACUCAGUCUGCAUUCCCACCCUCCAUGCUGCCUCCUAGCUCACCAUUAAAGGGCAUGGAUACUAAGGCCGGACCUUCUCGAACCCUACCUUCUCCAUCAGGUCCUGUAACUCCUCUAAAAGAAAAACGGGAUACUGAGGAUCAAGCUAUUAGAACUGGAGAAACUUCUGCAUCACCAUGUGCACCGCCAGCUUCUCCACCACCAUCUCCUCCAACUCCACCUUUGAAAGAGAAGCUAGCUAUUACCGGUGCAUCCUCUCCACCACGACCACGAACUCCGCCAACUCCACCUUUACAAGAGAAGCCGGCUAUGAAAGCUGAAACCUCUCCACCACCACCACCUCCUCCAACUGCAUCUAUGAAUGAGAAGCCAGCAACGACCGCUGGACCCUCUCCACCACCACCUCCUCCAACUGCACCCAUGGAAGAGAAGCCAGCAACAACCGCCGGACCCUUUCCACCACCAUCUCCUCCAACUGCACCCAUGACAGAGAAGCCAGCAACAACUGCUGGACUCUCUCCACCACCACCUCCUCCAACUGCACCCAUAAUAGAGAAGCCAGCAACAACUGCUGGACCCCCUCCACCACCACCUCCUCCAUUGGCACCUAUGAAAGAGAAGCCGGAAGUGAUGGCUGGACCCUCUCUACCACCACCACCACCACCACCACCUCCUCCGACAGCACCUGUGAACGAGAAGCCUGCAGUGACUACUGGACCCUUUCCACCACCACCACCACUACCACCACCUCCUCCAACUGCUUCCAUGGAAGAGAAGCCAGCACCAACAGCUGGACCCUUUCCCCCACCUCCGCCACCACCACCUAGAAGUGCAUCAUCCGCACCCCCUCCACCACCUCCCCCAGCUCCUUAUUCCUCUGCAUCACAGAUUUCUUCAAAUCCACCACCUCCACCUCCUCCACUAUCUUCUGCUCAGGGAGGUGUUGUACCACCACCACCACCACCAUCUCUGUCAAGAGGAGCCAAUGCGUCUGGCGCUCCAGCUCCCCCACCAUUUUUAGCUAGGGGGCGUGGUUUAUCACAGGCAAUGGCUUCAAAAAAUCAACAAGCGAAGAAACUGAAGCCUUUACAUUGGUUAAAAUUAACAAGAGCAGUACAAGGAAGCUUGUGGGCUGAAACACAAAAAUCUGGCGAAGCUGUGAAGACGCCCGAGAUUGAUAUAUCAGAACUCGAGAAUCUCUUCUCAGCGGCGAUUCCCAGUUCAGAUAAAGAGGCUCCAAAAUCAAAAUCUGCAUCAAAAGCUAAUAAACCAGAAAAAGUACAACUGAUUGAUCACCGACGGGCAUACAACUGUGAGAUCAUGCUCUCAAAGGUGAAGAUACCAUUGCAUGAAUUGAUGGACUAUGUACUUGCUCUAGACGAGUCAGCACUGGAUGUUGAUCAGGUAGAUAACCUCAUAAAGUUUUGUCCUACAAAAGAAGAGAUGGAAUUGCUAAAGGGCUACAAAGGAGAGAGGGAUAAAUUGGGCAAAUGUGAACAGUUUUUCAUGGAGCUAAUGAAAGUUCCACGUACAGAAUCUAAGCUCAGAGUUUUCUCUUUCAAGUUACAGUUUGGAUCACAGGUUUCUGAUCUUAGGAAGAGCCUAAACUCGGUAAAUACAGCGGUGGAACAGGUGAGGAGUUCCUCUAAAUUCAAGAGAGUCAUGCAAACAAUUCUCACCCUGGGAAAUGCUUUGAACCAGGGGACAGCAAGAGGCGCCGCUGUUGGGUUCAGACUGGAUAGCCUCCUCAAACUUACAGAUACCCGUGCUAGGAACAAAAGAAUGACUCUCAUGCAUUAUCUUUGUAAGGUGCUUGAGGAUAAACUACCUGAACUUCUCGAUUUUUCCAAGGAUCUUGACAGUUUGGAACCUGCAUCAAAGGUACAACUGAAAUAUUUGGCAGAGGAAAUGCAAGUUAUUAGCAAAGGACUGGAGAAAGUUGUCCAGGAAUUGUCAAUGGCUGAAAAUGAUGGGCCCGUAUCUGAAAAUUUUCGGAAGGCUCUAAAGGAGUUUCUUUGUUCAGCAGAAGGUGAAGCAAGAUCCUUGGCCUUACUGUACUCUGCGGUGGGUAAAAAUGUUGAUGCUUUGAUUCUUUACUUCGGAGAGGAUCCAGCCCGUUGCCCAUAUGAGCAUGUUGUUUCAACUUUGCGGAACUUUGUGAGAAUGUUCAAUCAAGCACAUGAGGAAAACAUCAAGCAACAAGAAGCCGAGAAGAAGAAGGCAGUGAAGGAAGCCUCGAAAGAAACGUCAAAACCAAGUGAUUCCAAUAUUGAAUCGGAACAAAUAAUAAACUCUCCCAAAGCUGUCAAAUAG